AUGCGUUCAGCUAUUAUUGCCGCUCUUGUCGCAGCCUUAGCUGCUCAGGCCAAACGUGAGGAUGCUCGGCCCUUCUAUGAUGGUCAUCAGCUGGCCUUCAGCCCGGAAGAAGUCAAUGCCGAUGCAUCUAAGCUCUACGAGCGCAAGCCGGAGAGCGCCAAGGACUUCUAUGACGGUCAUCAGAAGGCCUUCACCGCCGAGGAAGCCAAUGCAGAUGCUUCCAAGCUCUAUGAGCGCAAGGCCGAGAGUGCUAAGAACUUUUAUGACGGCCACCAGCUGGCCUUCAGCCCUGACGAAGCUGACGCUGAUGCGUCUAAGCUCUACCAGUGA
Messenger RNA from Thyridium curvatum, 330 nucleotides. RefSeq lists its product as uncharacterized. The record is from RefSeq and is a predicted model, not a curated record. Bases 1 to 330 code for a protein of 109 amino acids. NCBI's taxonomy places the organism in Eukaryota, Fungi, Ascomycota, Sordariomycetes, Thyridiales, Thyridiaceae. The transcript has 2 exons.